AUGUCAGGGCGGCUUCACGCACGCGGUACGGAGCGCGUGCACAAGAAUGUGUGGCUUGAAUUCGCACGACUGGCAGCCGACUACAAAGCAGUGAAUCUGGGACAGGGGUUUCCUGACUUCUCCCCUCCCGAAUUUGUCCAAGAUGCUUUUUGUAAAGCCGUGAGUGGAGGACACCAAAUGCACCAGUACACCCGACCUUUUGGCCAUCCUCCUCUUGUACACAUUCUGGCUAAAUUCUUCGGGAGGAUAGUGGGACGUGAGAUCGAUCCUUUAGAAGACGUGCUGGUCACAGUCGGAGCUUAUCAGGCUCUCUUCUGUGCAUUUCAAGCUCUGAUUGAGGAAGGGGAUGAGGUCAUAAUUGUUGAACCGUUCUUUGACUGCUACCAGCCGAUGGUGAAGAAGGCCGGAGGAAAGCCAGUUUAUGUACCUCUGAGGCCGGUGAGUGGUGACGGGAGCGCCGUCCCGUCCAGUGGAGACUGGGUUCUUUCUCCUGAGGAGCUGGCCAGUAAAUUCACUCCACGCACAAAAGCCGUCGUCAUCAACACUCCCAACAACCCACUGGGCAAAGUUUACAAGACAGAGGAGCUCCAGGUGAUCGCCGAUCUGUGCAUCAAACACGACGUGCUGUGCAUCAGCGACGAGGUGUACGAGUGGCUGACGUAUGAUGGGAACAAGCAUGUGAAGAUAGCCGGCCUUCCUGGCAUGUGGGAGCGGACCGUCACCAUCGGCAGCGCAGGAAAGACCUUCAGUGCUACCGGCUGGAAGGUUGGCUGGGCGAUUGGCUCUGAGCAAAUCAUCCAACGUCUGAAAGCAAUGCACCAGAUGUCUGUUUUUGAUUGUGCAACCGCCGCUCAGGAGGCAGUAGCUCGUGGAUUUGAGAGAGAGUACGAGCUGUUCGGGACUCCAGAGAGCUACUUCCAGCAGCUGCCUGCCAUGUUGCACCAGAAGAGAGAGAAACUGGCCUCCUGCCUGGGGGGCGCGGGGCUGCAGCCCGUCAUGCCGGAGGGAGGCUACUUUAUGAUCGCAGACACCUCGUCUGUCACGGUGGACUUCAGUGACUUCAUGAGCACUGAUGAUGAACCCCAUGACUUCAGAUUUGUUAAAUGGCUAAUUAAAGAAAAGGGUUUAGCAACAAUUCCUGUCUCUGCAUUCUACAGCCCAGAGCACAGAAAGGACUUUGACAAAUAUAUCAGAUUCUGCUUCAUCAAGGAGGACUCCACUCUGGAUGCAGCUGAUGACAUCUUGAGAACAUUUAGUCAAAGACAAUAAAGCACACAGUCAUGUAUCAAAUGUCCAUCUGUGCCAUAACUAUUGUUUUUCA
This is a messenger RNA of Cyclopterus lumpus (lumpfish), 1321 nucleotides long. RefSeq names its product kynurenine--oxoglutarate transaminase 1-like. Lineage: Eukaryota; Metazoa; Chordata; Actinopteri; Perciformes; Cyclopteridae. The transcript has 12 exons. The record is from RefSeq and is a predicted model, not a curated record. Gene Ontology annotation, cellular component: cytoplasm; mitochondrion. Gene Ontology annotation, biological process: biosynthetic process. Gene Ontology annotation, molecular function: L-kynurenine:2-oxoglutarate transaminase activity; pyridoxal phosphate binding. The coding region runs from base 1 to 1269 and encodes 422 amino acids.